Linum tenue is the source of this 1089-nucleotide messenger RNA. The record is from the annotation of a GenBank genome assembly. Lineage: Eukaryota; Viridiplantae; Streptophyta; Magnoliopsida; Malpighiales; Linaceae.
CACCACCAUAAUCAUAUCUCCCCCAAAAACUUUGUUUGAAAACCCAACUUUUUAACUGUCUCCUUUCCUCUUCUCUUCUUCCCCCAUACAUCCCUUUCACAACUCAUAAGCAUUUCUAUUCCCUCCACAUUCCUCCUCCAUUGAUGUUUCUUCUUCAUGUUCUUUCUCUCAAUUCUUCUACUUCUUUCUUAUGUUCAUAUGCAAGAUCCAGCUGACACCUCCUCCUUGCAGAGCUCAAGGAAACCCAGCUGGUACAAAAAAGCCCUAAACAUGGCUUCUUAUUGGAGAGUCAUUCCAAGGUCCCAAGAGAUUACUUCCACUCCAAGAUUGUGGAGGUCUCCCACUACAAAAUCAUCUAAAGAGCUUUUCCCUACCACCACCAACAACCCUACCAAGGGAAAUGCCAGGCUAAGAAAGUGCACAUCCAUGAGGGUUGCAACCUCAUUCACUAGGGUUUGUCUCUGUGCACCCAUCUCGUCUUAUAACGAAGUGUUUCGGACCGAUUUCCCACCAAGGAGAAGCAACAGUUACCCCAGAUCGUCAAAAGCGUUUCUCGUCCCGCAAGAAAGAAUAGUACCGCCGACGAACCCUGCGAGGCUUAGCAUCGAAGGUAGGAGGUCUUUUUUUCGAGGACAAUCAUUGAACGAGGACGUGCUUAUGAGGAGAUUCGUGCUUGAAGAAGAAGCGAUGAUGGAGGUUAGGAGAAAGAUGAAUCAAAUGGAGAUUAUUAGGAAGAGGAGUAGUGUGAUGAUGAGGAGGAAGAACCUCGGGCCUAGCCGUCUUAGCCAAAUGGUGAUUGCUGAGGUGGAUCAUGAAAUCGUUGAAUAUUGAGUUUGAUUAUAACUUUAUUUUUUAGAUGGAUUAAGUUUGAUUAUAACAUGAUUGUAAAUUCUAUUGGCAAUUUUGCAAUAAAAUGUUGCAAUUGUUUAGGGUUUAGGGCAUUGUUUUGGUGGAUUAUCUCAAAUUUCCGAAGGGAAGAUCUACAAUUGGAGUGCAAACUAGAGACAUUAUCAAUAAAAAUUGUCCAUGUACUCUCAUAUAGUAGACUCUUCAUCUACAAGCAAAGCAUGAGUUUAUUUCCUUCCAACA